AGACUGACGCUCGGACCGACCGACCGACAGAGUGCACCCGAUGGCGCUGCCUGGCGAGCCCUGCGCGGGGCCGGGGGUCUGGAACCAGACGGAGCCGGAACCUGCCAGCACCCGCCUGCUGAGCCUUUGCUUUCUGAGAACAGCAGGAGUCUGGGUGCCCCCCUUGUACCUCUGGAUCCUGGGCCCCAUCUACCUCCUCUACAUCCACCGCCAUGGCAGGGGCUACCUCCGGAUGUCUCCCCUCUUCAAAGCCAAAAUGGUGCUUGGGCUUGCCCUUGUAGUCCUGUUCAUCUUCAGUGUGUCUGUCGCUCUUUGGAAAAUCCAGCAGGGAACGCCCGAGGCCCCCGAAUUCCUCAUUCACCCUUCGGUGUGGCUCACCACAAUGAGCUUCGCCAUGAUCGUGAUUCACCUCGAAAGGAAGAAGGGGAUCCAGGCAUCUGGGCUGCUGUUCGGAUACUGGCUGCUCUGUUUUCUCUCGCCAGCUACCAGCGCUGCCCAGCAGGCCUUGAGAGGGGGCUUCCAGAGUGACCCCAUCCGCCACCUGUCUACCUACCUGUGCUUGUCUCUAGUCAUGGCACAGUUUGUGCUGUCCUGCCUGGCGGAUCAACCUCCCUUCUUCCCUAAAGAUCCCCAGCAGUCUAAUCCAUGUCCAGAGGCUGGGGCCUCCUUCCCCUCCAAGGCCAUGUUCUGGUGGGUUUCAGGGCUUGUCUGGAGGGGAUACAGGAGGACGCUGGGAAUGAACGAUCUCUGGUCACUUGGGAGAGAAAACUCCUCACAAGAGCUUGUUGCCCAGCUCGAAAGGGAGUGGACGAGGAACCACAGAGCAACCCAGCGGCACACCAAGGUUUUUAAAAGGAAAGGAGGCAGCAGUCAGAAGGCCUCAGAGACUGAAGUCUUCCUACAGCAAGAAGGCAGCCAGCGGGGCCCACUGCUGAGAGCCAUCUGGCAGGUGUUCCAUUCUACCUUCCUCCUGGGGACCCUCAGCCUUGUUAUCAGUGAUGUCUUCAGGUUUGCUGUCCCCAAGCUCCUCAGCCUUUUUCUGGAGUUCAUUGGCGAUCCCAAGCCCCCAGCCUGGAAGGGCUACCUCCUGGUGAUGCUGAUGUUCCUCUCGGCCUGCCUGCAAACGCUGUUUGAGCAGCAGCACAUGUACAGGCUCAAGGUGCUACAAAUGAGGCUGCGGACAGCCAUCACGGGCCUGGUGUACAGAAAGGUCCUGGUUCUGUCCAGCAGCUCCAAGAAGGCCAGCACAGUAGGGGACGUGGUCAACCUGGUGUCUGUGGAUGUGCAGCGGCUGACCGAGAGUGUCCUCUACCUCAACGGGCUGUGGCUGCCACUCAUCUGGAUCGUCGUGUGCUUCGUCUAUCUCUGGCAGCUCCUAGGACCCUCUGCCCUCACUGCCAUCGCAGUCUUCCUGAGCCUCCUCCCUCUGAAUUUCAUCAUCAGCAAGAAGAGGAACCACCAUCAGGAAGAGCAAAUGAGGCAGAAGGACGCACGGGCGCGGCUCACCAGCUCCGUCCUCAGGAACAUGAGGACCGUCAAGUCCCAUGCCUGGGAGGGAGCCUUUCUGGAGAGAGUCCUGCGCAUCCGGGGCCAGGAGCUGGGCGCCUUGAGGACCUCCAGCCUCCUCUUCUCUGUGUCUCUGGUGUCCUUCCAAGUGUCCACGUUUCUGGUGGCAUUGGUUGUGUUCGCUGUCCAUACCCUGGUGGCCAAGGAGAAUGCCAUGGAUGCAGAGAAAGCCUUUGUGACCCUCACGGUUCUCAACAUUCUCAACAAGGCCCAGGCUUUCCUACCCUUCUCCAUCCACUCUGUCGUCCAGGCCCGGGUGUCCUUAGACCGUCUAGCUGCCUUCCUCUGCCUGGAAGAAGUUGACUCUGGUGCUGUAGACUCAAGUCCCUCUGGAUGCUCUGCCGGGAAGGAUCGCAUCGCAGUGCACAAUGGCACCUUCGCCUGGUCCCAGAACAGCCCUCCCUGCCUCCACAGGAUAGAGCUCACGGUGCCCCAGGGCUGUCUGCUGGCCGUCGUGGGUCCAGUGGGGGCAGGGAAGUCCUCCUUGCUCUCCGCCCUCCUCGGGGAGCUGUCAAAGGUGGAGGGGUCCGUAAGCAUCAAGGGUCCUGUGGCAUAUGUGCCCCAGGAGGCCUGGGUGCAGAACACCUCCGUGGUGGAGAACGUGUGCUUCAGGCAGGAGCUGGACCCACCAUGGCUGGAGAGAGUCCUGGAAGCCUGUGCCCUGUGGCCAGACGUGGACAGCUUCCCUGCAGGAGUCCACACCCCAAUUGGGGAGCAGGGCAUGAAUCUAUCUGGUGGCCAGAAGCAGCGGCUGAGCCUGGCCCGGGCUGUGUACAGGAAGGCUGCUGUGUACCUGCUGGAUGACCCUCUGGCGGCCCUGGAUGCCCGUGUCGGCCAGCAUGUCUUCAGCCAGGUCAUCGGGCCUGGCGGGCUGCUCCAGGGAACAACACGGAUUCUCGUGACCCACGCACUCCAUGUCCUGCCCCAGGCUGAUCAGAUCGUGGUGCUAGCAGAUGGGGCCAUUGCAGAGAUGGGUUCCUACGAGGAGCUUCUGCACAGGAAGGGGGCCCUGGUGGGCCUUCUGGAUCAAGCCAGCCAGCCAGAAAAUGGAGGAGAAGGAGAAACAGAACCUGCAACCAGCAUUGAGGACCCUGGAGGCUCCUCUGCAGGGGGAAGGCCCAAGCCCAGACCAGAGAGGUCCCUCAAGUCAAUCCCUGAGAAGGACGGCAUCACGUCAGAAGCCCAGACAGGGGUUCCUCUAGAUGAUCCUGAGGGAGCAGGACAGCCAACAGGAGAGGACCGUGUGCAGUAUGGCAGGGUGAAGAAUGCCAUGUACAUGACCUACCUACGGGCCGUGGGCACCUCGCUCUGCUUCUACGUGCUCUUCCUCUUCUUCUGCCAGCAAGUAGCCUCCUUCUGCCGCGGCUACUGGCUGAGCCUGUGGGCAGACGACCCGGUGGUGGAUGGACGGCAGACGCAGGCAGCCCUGCGCGGCUCAAUCUUCGGGCUCCUCGGUUGUCUCCAAGCCAUUGGGCUGUUUGCCUCCAUGGCCACGGUGCUCCUAGGUGGUGUCCAAGCAUCCAGCCUGCUCUUCCAGAAGCUUCUGUGGGACGUGGUACGGUCUCCCAUCAGCUUCUUUGAGCAGACGCCCAUCGGGAACCUUCUGAAUCGCCUCUCCAAGGAGACAGACACGGUGGAUGUGGACAUCCCAGACAAAUUCCGGUCCUUGCUGAUUUAUGCUUUUGGACUCCUAGAGGUCAUCCUGGUAGUGACAAUGGCCACCCCUCUGGCUAUUGUGGCCAUCCUGCCACUGCUGCUCCUCUACAUUGGGUUUCAGAGCCUAUAUGUGGCCAGCUCAUGCCAGUUGAGACGCCUGGAGUCAGCCAGAUUCUCAUCCAUCUGCUCCCACAUGGCUGAGACAUUCCAGGGCAGCACAGUGGUCAGGGCGUUCCAAGCCCAGGGACACUUUGUGGCUCAGAACGACAUUCACGUGGAUGAAAGCCAGAGGGUCAGUUUCCCGCGACUGGUGGCCGACAGGUGGCUCGCUGCCAACCUGGAGCUCCUGGGGAAUGGCCUGGUGUUGACAGCUGCCACAUGUGCAGUGCUGAGCAAGGCCCACCUCAGCGCCGGCCUCGUGGGCUUCUCUGUCUCCGCCGCCCUUCAGGUGACCCAGACACUACAGUGGGCUGUCCGCAGCUGGACAGAUCUGGAGAGCAGCAUCGUGUCAGUGGAGCGGAUGAAAGACUAUGCUCGGAUACCCAAGGAGGCCCCCUGGAGGCUUCCCACCAGCGCAUCCCAGCCCCCCUGGCCUCACAGGGGGCAGAUCGAGUUCCAGGGCUUUGGGCUGAGAUACCGACCCGAGCUCCCACUGGCCGUGCGGGGUGUAUCCUUCAAGAUCCAUGCUGGAGAGAAGGUGGGCAUUGUUGGCAGGACCGGGGCCGGUAAGUCUUCUCUGGCGGGGGGCCUGCUGCGUCUCCAGGAGGCGGCUGAGGGCGGGAUCUGGAUCGACGAGGUCCCCAUUACCCACAUGGGGCUGCACACACUGCGGUCCAGGAUCACUGUCAUCCCCCAGGACCCCAUCCUGUUCCCCGGCUCUCUGCGGAUGAACCUGGACCUGCUACAUGAACACACGGAUGAAGCCAUCUGGGCAGCCUUGGAGACAGUGCAGCUCAGAGCCUUGGUGGCCAGCCUGCCCGGCCAGCUGCAGUAUGAAUGUGCCGACCAAGGUGACGACCUGAGCGUGGGUCAGAAGCAGCUCCUGUGUCUGGCACGUGCCCUACUCCGGAAAACCCGGAUCCUCAUCCUGGACGAGGCCACAGCUGCUGUGGACCCAGGGACGGAGCUCCAGAUGCAGGGCGCCCUUGGGAGCUGGUUUGAGCAGUGCACAGUCCUGCUCAUCGCACACCGCCUCAGCUCAGUGAUGGGCUGCACCAGGGUGCUGGUCAUGGACGAGGGACAGGUGGCAGAGAGCGGCAGUCCAGCCCAGCUGCUGGCCCAGAAGGGCCUGUUUUAUAGGUUGGCCCAGGAGUCAGGCCUGGUCUGAGUCUGGCCCCUCAACUGUCUCCCUGCCAGGCCAGACCACAGAGCCUGCAGUCCUGGAGAUGCAAGUGACUUGGGGGUCAUUGAUGGCCCCAUGUGAUGUUGAGUCUAGACCCCUCUCUGCUCUCUGGGAGGAAAAUGCCAGUGAAAGUGGAUGAUUGUCACAGGGCAUCAGACCUGGAAGGAUCCAGCAGCCUGUAGGUCUGCCUGGACAAGGCCCAUCCAACCCUGUCCACCCUGGAGCCAAAGUUGCUAAUGGCUCUCAGCCAUGGCUGCCCAUUGGACUCACCUGGGGAGCUCAAAAACAUUCCCAAGCCCAGGCUCCACCCCAGACCAAUUAAAUCAGAAUCCCUGGGGCUGGGGCAGGGUGAGGCCAGGCAUUGGCAAGUGUACUUUUUACAAAUUAACCCUUUUAUUUUGAGAUCAUCCUAGAUUCACAUGCAGUUGUAAGAAAUAAUAAGAGAGAUCCCGAGUACCCUUUACCCCAUUUCUCCCAAUGGCAACAUUUUGCAAAACUCCAGUACAACAUCACAACCAGGAUAUUGACGUUGACACAAUACACCCAUCUUGUUCAGAU
Galeopterus variegatus (Sunda flying lemur) is the source of this 5122-nucleotide messenger RNA. It is a transcript of the gene ABCC6, whose product is annotated as ATP-binding cassette, sub-family C (CFTR/MRP), member 6. Gene Ontology annotation, cellular component: membrane. The record is from RefSeq and is a predicted model, not a curated record. The transcript has 31 exons. The coding region runs from base 41 to 4549 and encodes 1502 amino acids. Lineage: Eukaryota; Metazoa; Chordata; Mammalia; Dermoptera; Cynocephalidae. Gene Ontology annotation, molecular function: ATP binding; ABC-type transporter activity; ATP hydrolysis activity. Gene Ontology annotation, biological process: transmembrane transport.